AUGGCUGCUGGCGGCGAAUUCAUCGCGGAAUCGCCUUCAAAGUUGGGCGCCCUCCAACUGCCCAAUCCGCCCCCGCUCCUCCAUACGCGCGCCAGCCAGGAGAACUACGACCGUCCCUCAACGCCCACCCACAAUCCUAAUGAGUUCACGAGCCCCAUGCAGACCCCCGUUGGCAGUCCUAGCAAGAACAAACUGCCCCCUGGGGCUCUGAAUCUGCCUGGUGUCUUUGACAAGGCGAUGAAGCUGGCGCCGUCUUCCCCCACCAAGUCGGCUUUUGGAACGGCAGGCUCUCCUGGCAAGGGGCUGUCGGUGUUGGAAGAUUUCAAUCGCAGCGUGAUCCACCAGGAUGUCUAUUCAUCGGCCCCUGGUAGCCCGACGCGCCGAUCGAACAAGGAAAACAACCCGCCCAAUAUACCACGCCUGGGCAAAGACCUAGGGCUGAAUGCUAAUUCCGCUGCCGUGUCUCGACUCGAGCAAUAUCAACAACGGGACAUGGAAAGUGUGCGGAGGGCCCAGAAUCAGACGCUUCGUGGGUUGACUCCGGAAGACCUUGAAAAGCUUCAAAUGCCCAAGGUCAAGCGACUGGCCAACGUGACGCAAUUAUACUUCCUUGAUCACUACUUCGACAUCCUCAGCUAUGUACACCACCGCCAAACUCGAUAUAACGCAUUCAAGGCCGCCCACCCCGCGCCUCCACAUACACCCGUUGAAGAAUAUGAGCAUGAGCUUCAGAGAUAUCUCGGUCGUGAACGUGCUAACCUUCGCAGACGACGAACUCGCCUGCGCCAAGGUGACUUUCACAUCCUUACUCAAGUCGGCCAAGGCGGGUAUGGACAAGUCUAUCUAGCACAGAAAAAAGACACACGCGAGGUUUGUGCAUUGAAAGUCAUGAGCAAAAAGCUGCUUUUCAAACUCGAUGAGAUUCGCCAUAUCUUGACUGAGCGCGACAUUUUGACUGCUGCCAAGAGUGACUGGCUGGUCAAGCUCCUGUACGCCUUUCAAGACGAGCAACAGAUCUACCUUGCGAUGGAGUAUGUUCCUGGUGGUGACUUUCGAACGCUACUUAACAACACGGGUGUCCUACAUAAUCGCCAUGCGCGUUUCUAUAUUGCCGAGAUGUUUAGUUGUGUGGAUGCCUUGCACAAUCUAGGAUACAUCCACCGGGAUCUAAAGCCAGAGAACUUUUUGAUCGAUGGCACUGGGCACGUCAAGUUGACUGACUUCGGCUUGGCUGCAGGCAUGCUAAACCCCGUAAAGAUAGAAUCGAUGCGCAUUAAGCUGGAAGAAGUAGGCAACACGCCAGUUCCGUUUGGACGACCGACCGAACAGCGCACAGCGGCCGAACGACGUGAAGGCUACCGGUCAUUGAGAGAACGCGACGUCAACUAUGCCAACUCUAUAGUAGGAUCGCCUGACUACAUGGCACCAGAAGUUUUGAAAGGCCAGGAUUAUGACUUCACUGUGGACUACUGGAGUUUGGGCUGCAUGCUGUUCGAAGCACUGGCCGGGUACCCUCCGUUUUCGGGUGCUACUGUCGACGAGACAUGGCAGAACCUGAAGCGUUGGCAAAAGGUACUGCGGAAGCCUCAAUAUGAGGAUCCUAACUAUUUUCUGUCUCGCCGAACCUGGGAUUUGAUUACACGCCUGGUGGCGGCCAAGGAGACACGAUUCAAAAACAUCCAACAAAUUCAUGAGCAUGAGUACUUUGCCGAAGUAGACUUCAGUAAACUACGAGAGCGCAUGGCGCCGUUCGUUCCGGAGCUGGACUCGGAAACUGAUGCAGGCUAUUUUGAUGAUUUCACCAAUGAAGCAGACAUGGCCAAAUAUAAAGAGGUGCACGACAAGCAACGGCAAUUAGAAGAAAUGGCCGAGCGGGAGGACCAGAUGGGCAAGGGAUUGUUUGUUGGAUUUACUUUUAGGUAUUUUAUCCUUACAUACCCUACGAAUUUCGAUAAACGAGCAACUAACUUGAACAGACAUCGCAAACCAGCUGUGGAAGAUGGCAAAGGCAGUCCCAGAAAAUCCAUUCUCACGGAUGGCACAUUCGGCACGAUUUUUUAA
This is a messenger RNA of Talaromyces atroroseus, 2061 nucleotides long. RefSeq lists its product as hypothetical. Gene Ontology annotation, biological process: peptidyl-serine phosphorylation; intracellular signal transduction. Gene Ontology annotation, molecular function: ATP binding; protein serine/threonine kinase activity. The transcript is spliced from 2 exons. Gene Ontology annotation, cellular component: spindle pole body. The record is from RefSeq and is a predicted model, not a curated record. The coding region runs from base 1 to 2061 and encodes 686 amino acids. Lineage: Eukaryota; Fungi; Ascomycota; Eurotiomycetes; Eurotiales; Trichocomaceae.